Molecule: messenger RNA, 4124 nt
Organism: Schistocerca cancellata (South American locust)
Lineage: Eukaryota; Metazoa; Arthropoda; Insecta; Orthoptera; Acrididae
Exons: 7
Coding region: 98-3247 (1049 amino acids)
Source: RefSeq, a predicted model, not a curated record
GCCACAUUCCUGCUGGCUCCGAAAAUAUGUUUUCCUCUGCACAGCAUGUGGAGGACUGUCUGUACUCUUGGGAAUACUGUUUCUCACAGUAUACUUCAUGCUACGAUCAUACACUUCUUCACUGAAUUACUUUGAAACUGUACCAACUUAUGUACCAGCAACUAUGCUCAUUGUCACUGGAUUAAUUGUGAUGUGUUUGGCAAGUAGGAAGAAUCGUUACGAAUACCUGAUCAAGCUGUGUGGGAUAUGUUGUUUAGUUGGCGGUGUGCUGUGUAUUGUGGUGACCAUUAGCACAACAGUUAUACAUAUGAGUAGGCUCCAAACUCUACGUGAAUGUAUGUACACACAAAAGACACAGACCUGCACAUGCUAUUCUGCUUUGCUACAGUCAUCAGACAAAAUGGAGGAAGGUUUACGGUAUGUUUUCAACUCAACACCAGACUGUGAUGUCAUCCAUGGAGCACUCUACUCAUGCUUACGAGCUUUAUUUGGAUUAUCUGUUAUUGGAAUUCUAAUAUGUAUUUUUUCUUGUAUGCUGGUCUAUCAGCUUCUCAGUCAUGAAAAAAAGAAAAUGUACUGGGAACAAUUGGAGAUGAGGUGUCGUUAUAUGUAUCGACAACAGCACACAGCACGCCACUGCAACUGCUGCGAUGAUUGCCGCUACCCACUUCCACAUGAAGGAUUCCCUUGGGAGGUUAUGGAUGAGAGAUACUGGACACCACGCAGAGUGGGUAACCUAUAUUCACCAAACCCAGGUGAAGAUGGGAAUUCAAAUACACACAGGCCUACAUCUGGCUGGAGCUGGUGUCGUUUGCCCUGGGCUCGAGGCAAUACAACCAACCAAAAUACCAGAGAAAGCAGUCAAAAUUACCGGAAUACCACUAGCAGUCCAGACAGUCAAUAUGGUUUCAGCAGCCGUCCAAAUCCAGACAUGCAUAACAACCAGGGAGAGAGGAGAGUUGGUGUUGCAUCUGUGCAAGUGGAGAGUUAUGGCCCAGGUUACUACAUGUGGGGACCACCACCGCCAUACUCAAACCAUAGUAGUCCAGCUCAUCGUGAACCUAUCCUUGGUGUGCUCCCACAUUCUAGUUCUAUGAGCCCACCAUGUGUCAGUCAUGUUCACAGACACUGUCAUGUACAAGGCCAGUUUCUUGGAGAGCAGAACUGCUUUGGCAAUUCACAGCUCCAGGCAGCAGGCUCCAAUGACACAAAUGUGGAAGAAGUUAGGAAAAAUGUGCUUACUGAAAAUUAUACAAAUGCAGAUGAAUCAAAAUUACCUGCUUCAGCUGACAGUAGCAGUGAAAAUACUAAAAAUUCAUCAGUUAGUAGAGAAAGAGUAAGUAACACACUCCCAGUACGAAAAGCAAAGAAGAGGAUAGAUAUUUCAUCUGUGAAAUCAGUUGCUAACAUACCAUUUUCUGUUGAUCAAAAGAAACAGCACACAUCUCCAACUCAUGUUGUUGCUAUUAAUACAACAUCCAGUUUCCCACGAAACAGUAUACAAGUAUUAUUUGCUCAACAACGUCAGAUAACAGAAGCAUACCGCAGUCAAAGUAUGUCUGAAAAAAUAGCAUUAAAUGAUUUUAAUGUUGCUGAUAAAUUGGCUCCACAUCGUUUGGAAACGACUGAUGGUCAUUCAGAGCCAGAGGAUGAUGGAAGACUGCCAAAUCACUGCUCACCACAAAUGCGAGGUGUGGCAAGUUCAGCUUUUACUGUACAUGAAGCUCCACAUGGAAAUGGAAAUGAACCAACUGAAUCUGAGGUUUAUUUUGCUGAUGUUUCUUCUUGCUGUAAUGUGUCUGUUCACAAUGAUGGGCCAGAUUCAUCUUUCUAUGAUGAAGCUUCAGCUCCACAGAAACAAAAUGUUACAACUUCUUCAGCAGAAGAGCCUAUUGUUCCCAAACCAGAAGUAUUACACCAAGUAUCACAGUGUUUUGCCACAUCAGAUAAAAGUCAUCAUCUUAAUAUGAAGCAAACAGGCAUACAGCAAAGAAGCAGUGUCACAACAAAGCAUGUUAAUUUAAAAAAUACUUCAGAAAAUGAAUUGGCGUUAUCAGAAAGUGCUAAUCAAUAUCAUAACAAGUGCAAGCAUGAAAUUAUUGAUUCUGAAUGUAAAAAUGCAACAGCUGAUAUUUUUAAUCACCAGAAGCAUACUUUAUCAAACAGUUGCUUUCAUUUUAUAUUAACAAGACAGAGGAGCCUGUCAAAAGAUAAUUUGUCAGUGGGCAAGCAGGAAGCAUCACAUCAUAAUAAUUUAUUGUGCAAUAAGCAAUAUAUUGAACCAAAAUCUCAUGAUGAAUAUGACACAUCACAAAAUAUCCAACAGUCAGCCAUGUCACUUUCAGACUGUGAAGCUGGUGUUACUUCUCAUGUACCAGAUAAUAAUGAAAAUUGUUAUACAUGUCAGGUAACACACUCUCUGCCACAAUGUGACAAUUUUGUAGCAACAACCAAUUACAGUCACAAUUCAGUAUACUGUAACAAUGAUGUUGUCAUAGGAGAUACAAUUACAAGCCCAGAGCCCUCAUCAGUUCUAAGAAUACCCAACGAUGAAGUAUUAGUGAGCAACAAGAACAACCAGGAUGAAACUCCUUGCAUCUCAGCAGUGCUGCAGCUGAGUAAACUUCACAUACAUCAGCAAAGGAACAGUAUUCAUAAAGCUAACAGUGAGCCUCUAGACAGCUUUCCCUUACUACAAAGAAAUAAACAUUUUCUGGCUCCUGAUGCACAGUAUGAAACAAUCCCUGAACAGCCACUGCAAAUAGCCAAACCCCAGCUUUUACACACUCAUAGGCAUCACAAAAAUUUUAUUACAGUACAUGACACCUUUAAUGGAAAUAAUGUGGUAAACGCUACAGGGAGACUUAAUGCAUCCCACUGCACAAACUUUAACUCCCCAUCAUCAUCAUCUCCUAGUGACAGAUGUUUAAAUUUUUUGGUCCCUACAGUGACUAAUGUGGAUAGCUCCAUGAGACUGUCAAAUAAUCCAAACAACAUCAACAGUAGUAGGAGCUUCAUAGAAGGAUUGUAUCAAGCAAAUGCCAGUACUGAGGAAGAAUCUGAGUCACAGACACAGCAAACUUCGACCUGCUACAGUGAUGCUACUUUGGACUCUGGAUGCCAUAGUGGAUCUGAAUUUGCUGCCAGUCACCAGAGUGGCAGCACAAGAGGAAGAAACCAUAGUUCUAGAUCAGAAUGUGGAGGAGAAGUAAUGGGUGUUAUCACAGUUCGUUCAGUUAAUGUAUAAAAGUACAAGAAGAGGAGCAGCUGUUUGGGUCAAAAACAUCCAGCUGAAUAAAUUGUAUAUAAGACUAAAAUGCAGAUUUCUUUCAGUCAUGAAAUGAUUCUUCCUAGCACAUCAAAACUGAGAUACAGAUUCUAAAACUGUAACAUACUCUAUAUUUCUGUGAGUCAGCUCAGUUUUUGUUCAGUGUAUCAUUUGUUGUUACAUAUCACAUUGAUAUUUUUGCUGCAGCUGUGUUGUUUCUAUGUUGAAGCAAAUAGGAGGAUAAUUGAGAUGCCAUUUUAAGUACAAAAAUGCAAAAAAAAAAAAAAAAAAAAAAAAUCUACACAUGUUAAAAAUUGUGUAUUACAUACUGUGUAAAAAUGAGUAUUUUUUAAUGUUUUAAACAAAAGAAUUUCUUAUUGUUACCUCUAUUUUGUUAUUUACAUGUGAUUUUUUUUUUCAUUCCCGUCAUUGUAGUGUAGGAAGAAACAAACCUACAUUAAUCUGGUGAGUACAUUUAGUAGAAGAUCUAUCAGUUAUGUCUUGACUUGAGUUUUUCAGCAAUGGGUCUUCAAAUAUAUGAAACACUACCUAACACAAAUUUAUGUGACAAUGUUUAUCCUGCACUUAUUCAUAAAUUAUGACUAUAGAAGUCUGUCAGAAGUUAUGUAUAUCUGUAAAGAUUCAUGAUAUUUUUAGUGUUGUAAAAAACACUGAAAGUUGUCAAAGUUCUUAAUGACAAAAAUAAUACUAGCAAAUGCCAACUAAGACUGUUCUCUCAUCUAAGUUCUUAUACUGUAUUACCAAUCCCUGUAACACUUAUGAGCAGUCAGAUUUGUCUGAUUUUACAUGACAUAACAGAUUUUUUGUGGAGCAGCCAGACAACAACAGUGACUGU